CGCCGUGAGGGCCCCAAGAUGGCGGCGGCGGCGCCGGGAGGCGGCGGCUCCUGCGGGGGAGGAGCGGGGAGCGGGGGGGGGCCCCGGGAGCGCCGGGAACGGCACCGGCAGCGCCGGGAACAACGGCGGCAUGGAGGUGGAUGGGGCAGGGGUGCCGCAGGUGAUGGCCGGAGGAGUGACCGGCAGCGUGUCCGUGGCCCUGCACCCCCUGGUCAUCCUCAACAUCUCGGACCACUGGAUCCGCCUGCGCUCCCAGGAGGGACGCAACGGGCAAGUGAUCGGGGCGCUGAUCGGGAGGCGGCAGGAGGGCCGCAACAUCGAGGUGAUGAACUCCUUCGAGCUGCUGGCCCACGGCUCGGGGGGGAGGUUCAUAUUCAUCGACAAGGAGUACUACUACACCAAGGAGGAGCAGUUCAAGCAGGUGUUCAAGGACCUGGAGUUUGGGUGGUACACGACGGGGGGGGGCCCCCCGAGCCCCGCCGACAUCCACGUGCACAAACAGGUGUGUGAGAUCAUCGAGAGCCCCCUGUUCCUGAAGCUCAACCCCAUGACCAAGCACACCGACCUCCCCGUGAGCGUCUUCGAGUCCGUCAUCGACAUCAUCAACGGCGAGGCCACGAUGCUGUUUGCGGAGCUGCCCUACACGCUGGCCACCGAGGAGGCCGAGAGGAUCGGCGUGGACCACGUGGCCAGGAUGACGGCCACGGGAGGGGGGCGAGAACAGCACAGGUCAUGGCUCGAGCACCUGAUAGCCCAGCACAGCGCCAUCAAGAUGCUGCACAGCCGCGUGCGCCUCAUCCUCGAGUACGUCCGCGCCGCCGAGGCCGGGGAGGUUCCCUUCAACCACGAGAUCCUGCGCGAGGCCUGCGCCCUGUGCCACUGCCUGCCCGUGCUCAGCACCGACAAGUUCAAAACCGACUUCUACGACCAAUGCAACGACGUGGGGCUGAUGGCGUACCUGGGCACCAUCACCAAGACCUGCAACACCAUGAACCAGUUCGUGAACAAGUUCAACGUGCUCUACGACCGCCAGGGCAUCGGCCGCCGCAUGCGCGGCCUCUUCUUCUAGGGGGGAUAACAACUGCCCCAAAUCCACCCAAAACUGCCCCAAAAACUGCUCCAAAACCAGCCCAAAACGGCCCCAAAAACUGCUCCAAAAACUGCUCCAAAAAUGGCCCAAAAACAGCUACAGAAAUGGCCCAAAAACUGCUCCAAAAACGGCUCCAAAACAGCCCAAAACUGCGACCUCCAGGGCAUCGGCCGCCGCAUGCGCGGCCUCUUCUUCAAGGGGGGAUAAAAACUGACCCAAAUCCACCCAAAAACUGCCCCAAAAACUGCUCCAAAACCAGCCCAAAACGGCCCCAAAAACUGCUCCAAAAACUGCUCCAAAAAUGGCCCAAAUCCACCCAAAACUGCCCCAAAAACUGCUCCAAAAAUGGCCCAAAAACAGCUACAGAAAUGGCCCAAAACCGGCUCCAAAAACGGCUCCAAAACAGCCCAAAACUGCGACCUCCAGGGCAUCGGCCCCGCAUGCGCGGCCUCUUCUUCUAGGGGCUGAAAAUGGCCCAAAAACGGCAGAAAUCCACCCAAAAACUGCUCCAAAAACGGCCCAAACUCCACCCAAAAACUGCUCCAAAAACUGCUCCAAAACUGCGACCGCCAGGGCAUCGGCCGCCGCAUGCGCGGCCUCUUCUUCUAGGGGGAUGAAAACAGCCCAAAUCUACCCAAAAACUGCUACAAAUCAACCCAAAAAAAGCCCUGGAAACACCCCAAAAACUGCUCCAGAAACGGCCCAAACCAGCCCAAAAAAGGCUCCAAAAACUGCUCAAAACCAGCCCAAAAAUGGUCCCAGAAACUGCUCUAAAACAGCCCAAAAACGGCUCCAAAAGCUGCUCCAGAAACUGCCCAAAACAGCCCAAAAACGGUCCCAAAAACUGCUCCAAAACCGGCCCAAAAACUGCCCAAAUUACCCCCAAAACCGCCCCGAUUCGACCCAGAAACUGCAGAAAACCACACCUCAAAUCAUGCCAAAAACUGCUUCAAAAAUGGCCCAAAUCACCCCAAAAACUACACAAAAAAUGCCUCAAAUCACCCCAAAAAACAGCCCCGAAAACUUCCCCAAAUUCACCCCAAAAAACAGCCCCAAAACUGCCCCAAAUUCACCCCAAAAAACAGCCCCAAAUCGCCCCAAAACGGCCCAAAUUUGCCCAAAACGGCCCCAAUUCACCCCAAAACCUCCCCAGUUUUUGGGGUCCCCCCCGGGCCCGGCGGCUCCUCGAGGGUUUGGGGCAAAAAAAUCUAAUUUAAAGGAGAAUUUUGGGGAUUUUGGAGCCUUUUUUGGGGUUUGGGAACCCCAAAAUUGGGGAAAAUUCCCAGGAUUUUGGGGAUCCCAAAUUUGGGGGAUUUUGGGUCAAUAAAGUUGAGUUUGAGGUGGAAAAA
Passer domesticus (house sparrow) is the source of this 2439-nucleotide messenger RNA. It is a transcript of the gene COPS6, whose product is annotated as COP9 signalosome subunit 6. The record is from RefSeq and is a predicted model, not a curated record. Gene Ontology annotation, molecular function: protein binding; metallopeptidase activity. NCBI's taxonomy places the organism in Eukaryota, Metazoa, Chordata, Aves, Passeriformes, Passeridae. Gene Ontology annotation, cellular component: COP9 signalosome. Gene Ontology annotation, biological process: protein deneddylation.